CCAGGUACUAUACAGUAUUCACCGAUGAUGUGGAACUGAAAAGGAACGCAUCAUCUGUCUUUCUUUGUUUGCCCAGCAAAACGGCACCAUUCGGAUCAUGAUUACGGAUCUCCUCUCGAGCACAUCAGCACUUGGUCCAACAAAUUGCCUCGAGCUCUUGCUUAGUCAAACACUUACUUGGUCAUUGGGUCUUACAUCCUACCGGUACCACAGCCAGGUAGCAAGCAGGAGUCCAAGAUAACAUUAACUCCGGUUACUACUAUCAUCAGAAGAAGCAGCGAAAUUUGUGUCUCUCAUUAAAAAAGCAGCCAACAAAAAACAAACGAAUAUGCCUCCCUGUAAAGAAGAAGAUGCCAACGCGUUGGCGGUGGACGAAUGGAGCGAUAUUAGCUCUACCGAUGAGCCCCAUUGGGCGGCGACUGAUUCCACAACAACCAAAGAAUCCAACAAAUCAAGCAGCGUCGAAGACAGCAGUAAACUUUGGUGGAUCCAUGGCAAUGGAUAUGAUCUCCAAGAGUUUGUGGAUCGACAUCCAGGCGGCAAGGAAGCCAUCUUGUUGGGUAAAGGCCGUGAUUGUACAGCUUUGGUGGAGAGCUAUCAUGCCUUUUCACCAGGCUACAACAAGGUUCUCGAAAAAUUCCUUGUGGAAGAAAAGAGCAAAUCGCCAGAGCCAGACUUUUUCUACGAGAUUCUAAAAGAACGGGUGACGGGCGCUCUUAGAGCCAAAGGAUUGGACCCACAAAAAGAUCGAGGAGCCAACUGGGGUCGUUUCCUCUACUAUGGAUUGGUGGUUCUGUCUUUCUUGGUCACUGGCUAUCUCCAUGCUGUCAAAGGUAGCAUUUUGGGUUCUUUCUUGUUUGCAUGGGCUGGUUGGUUCAUGGGAGCCAUUGGCCAUGAUUCUGGCCACUUUGCUACUAGCCACGACCACCCACUCCUCAAUGAAUGGGGUGUUUGGGCCAUGAGCUUCAUUGCAAAUCCCAUCAUGUGGCAGCAUCAGCACACCUAUGCUCAUCACUCCUUCACCAAUGAACACAGUCACGACCCUGAUUUGCACCAUUUCAAUGAAUUCAUUCGUGUUCAUAUAAAGAGCAAAUAUGUCAGUGAGAAACAGCGUCAUUUGUGGUAUGUGAUGCUUUGCUACACUCUCCCCGUCUUUGCAUCUUGCCUCAAGUAUCCAAUGGACAUGAUCAACGAGGGAAUGCUUUGCAUGGUCAGAUGGCAAGAUAAGGACCGCUUCUCAAAACAACUGGGAAUGCGCUUUCAUGUGAUGUUGUACAGUGCUGUGGUGGUUGUGGCUCCAUUCUUUUCACAUUCUUCAGUCAUCAUGGCAUUGGCAUCCGUUUUACUGCACAUGGUCACAUUGGGUUGGCUUUAUGCUCUGUUCUCUCAAAUUAACCACAUCAAUGAAGAUUCCUUGUCAUCUGAUCUGGAAACCAAAGCCAAGGGACAAGGAAGCAACAAGCUCGAUCCCCGAUUGGCCGGCUCCUGGGCUGCUGCACAAGUGGAAACAGCCAACAAUUUUGCUCCUGACAGUUUGGUUUGGCACAUUCUCUCCAAUGGAUUGAACAUGCAGAUUGAGCAUCAUCUCUUUCCAGGUCUCAACCACUGUCAUUUGCACCUGAUUGCCCCUGUAGUGAGAAAGACUUGUGAGGAAUAUGGAGUGCAGUACAAAUGCUUUGGGAGCUGGAGGGAAGUCAUGUCCAUCCAUUUGACUUGGUACAAAAAACUGAGCUACCCGCCAUCACCCUUGGAAACCAAAGAAUAAACCAAUAGAAAUAGAAUGCCAAUAUUGACAAAUCUAAUUAGGACCAAAUGCACAAAGGCUGCAUCUUUGGAGAAGAGAAGAAAGUGAGCACAUUUUGCCAUUUCUUGGGCCCAAAGUUGUGCUAAUCUAAUCCUAUUUAUGUCUCUCUU
This is a messenger RNA of Seminavis robusta, 1914 nucleotides long. The record is from the annotation of a GenBank genome assembly. Lineage: Eukaryota; Bacillariophyta; Bacillariophyceae; Naviculales; Naviculaceae.